Messenger RNA from Chironomus riparius, 2077 nucleotides. Lineage: Eukaryota; Metazoa; Arthropoda; Insecta; Diptera; Chironomidae. The record is from the annotation of a GenBank genome assembly.
UUUGUGAAUUUUAUUUGAGAAUUACGUGAAAAAUACAGAAAAAGUGCUGAAAAGUCUGUGAAAUAAAUUUUAAAAAUUAAAGACCACAUCGCAGAUUAGAUAUCUGAUAAAAAAAAGCCCGCAUAAUCUGCAAUCUAAACAAGACAAAAUUAUCAGAUAAGUAUAAGCAUAAAGUCACAAAAUACAAAAUAAUUAAAAUGAACGGAAGCAUCAUGCCAACUGAAAAUAACUCAAAGAAUUCGAAUGCUGAUGAAGAUCUGAAAACCUAUACGCCGCUGAGUCAUCCGCACGGAAAUGCUGAAAACAUUUUGAGAUUCGUAAACAACAACAAAAUUUCGGUUAACAAUGAACAACUUCAGAAGCUAUUUAAUCAUCCCGAAGUUAGAGAUCGGAAAAUUGUUGUAUUUUCGAUUAUUGGUGCUUAUAGGAAAGGCAAAAGCUUCUUUUUGGAUUACUGCUUGCGGUUCUUAUAUGCUCAUUAUCAAUCAGUCAACAACCCAAAUAAUCCACUCACAGACCCAUCAAAUUGGAUAGGACCAGAAAAUGAACAACUAAAAGGAUUUUCAUGGCGUUCAGGUCCAGCGUGUGAAACUAAAGGCAUUGUCAUGUGGAAUGAUGUAUUUCUGCAUACGUCCGAAAUUAGUGAUGAAAAAUUUGCAAUUGUCGUGAUGGACACUCAAGGUCUUUUUGACAAUGAAACAUCACCGACGGAAAAUUCGAGGAUUUUUGCUCUUGGAACUUUAAUUUCAUCAGUUCAGGUUUUGAAUUUGACGGGUGUUGUGCAGGAGGAUCAGCUACAGUAUUUACAAUUUGCCACCGAGUUUGCAAGGUUGUCAGCUGCUGUGGGGUCAAAUAUGAAACCAUUUCAGAAUUUGAUGUUCCUUAUUAGAGAUUGGGUUUAUCCAGAUCAUCAUGACUUUGGUAUAAAAGGUGGCGAAGAAUACCUUCAAACAUUUUUGGAAAUAAAAAAAGAUCAAAAGCCAGAAUUGCGCUCUGUUCGAAAGUUCAUUCACAACUCUUUUGAGAAUAUAGGCUGUGCUUUACUUCCUCAUCCAGGCUCAACAGUUGCUGGCGGUAAGCGUCAGAGCAGGAAAUAUGAUGGCAAUUGGGGUGAAAUGGAUGAAGAAUUCAAAAAAGAAAUUGAGAAGCUCAUUGAUCAUCUCCUUAAGCCAGACAAUUUAAUCCCAAAAAGGAUGAACGGAAAGGAUCUCACUAGUUCCGAAUUCUUAGCCUACAUCGAUCAAUAUUUCAAACUGUUUCAAUCAAAUUUAUUGCCAGAAGCUCAAUCAAUUUACGAGACGACAGUUGAGCAGCAAUUAAGCAUGUUAAUCAAUUCCUGCUUUGAUAAUUAUUUAAAAUCAAUUCAAGAUCAUGAAAGCAGCAUCAUCAGCACAAAUUAUGUCUCAAUAAUCCAUCAAAUGUGUAAACUUCACUGCCUGCUGUUUUUUAAAGACGCAAUGAAAAUGGGAAAUUCAGAGCACGAAAAGAAAUUCCGUAAAAAUCUAGAAAAUCGAAUAGACAAUUUCUACACAACAUGGGCUGAAAAGACGACUACAAAAGUGAGGAAUGACGAGGAAGAAAAAGAAAAAAGCCGCAAGGCUGCUAUCGAGAUGGAGAGACUCAAAUGUGAGGAACAAAAAUAUUUGCGACAAAAGGACGUUAAUGACCUUCGAAUAAAGAUUAAUGAGGAAGAGAUUAAGAGGAAGUUGGCAGAGAAGGAACGAGAUGCUGAGAAGACUAAAAGGCUGGAAGCUGAGGAACAUGUUGAGGCGAUUAAGGCUGAGAUGAGUGAGAAGGAUGAGGGAAGGCAGUUUAGAUUUUGUGGAUUUUGUUGAUAGGUUCUUUUAUGUGCAAAUCUGGAAGUGAAAUUUGUCAAAUAAAUUGAACUAAAAGUGACUAAAAUGGAGCAACAUUUAUGAGCCUUAAUUAGCCAGUCAUCCUAAAAUCUCAAUUAAGUUAAAACAAGCAGAAAAAACCUUACAACAUAUUUUCAAAGACAUAUCGUUCUUUAUUCACAUUUCUGAGUAAUCUUAUUUAAAUGCUAAUUGUAAUAAAUCUGCACAUUGAGCGCUUUGUA